GCACUUCAUGGACGGUUCAUUCAAGCCAUCCCCUACUCUGUGGGGUCAUUGCGGUUUGCCAGCUCAUUCAAGUUUAAUUGAAGUGCUUAAUUGGCUCCCAAGACCACCAUUAAUUUCCACUCCAAGCAUGCCCUUUCAUUACAAUAAAGAAAAUCAUUGUGUUCGGCCCUCGCUCUGUUCCUUUCCCCUCCUCGUCUGUCUGUCUGUCCGUCUGUCUCUUCUGCUCCGCCCGUCUUCCUCUCUCAGGCCGCAGACCUCACUAUCGAGCGCAACACUGCGGGGAAGCCCAAGCCAGACCCCGCCUCCCUGGUGUUUGGCAAGCAGUUUUCAGACCACAUGCUGACCAUCUAUUGGUCAGAGAAAGAGGGCUGGAAGGUUCCCCAGAUCAAGCCCUUUCAGAACCUGUCGCUGCACCCUGCCACCUCUGCCCUGCACUACUCCAUAGAGCUGUUUGAGGGCAUGAAGGCGUUCAGAGGGGUGGACAACCACAUCCGUCUGUUCAGACCCAACCUGAACAUGGAGAGGAUGCACCGCACAGCUGACCGCAGCUGUCUCCCUUUGUUUGAUAAGGUGGAGCUGUUGGAGUGCAUCAGGAAGCUGGUGGAGGUGGACCAGGAGUGGGUCCCCUACUCCCUAGAUGCCAGCCUCUACAUCAGACCCACCUACAUUGGGAUUGAGCCUUCCCUGGGUGUGUCGAGGGCCAGCCAAGCCCUACUAUUUUGCAUCGUGGGUCCUGUAGGGCCCUACUUUACCACAGGGGCCUUCAGCCCAGUCUCUCUGCUGGCAGACCCAAGCUAUGUCAGGGCCUGUAGAGGGGGGGUCGGAGCCUACAAGAUGGGGGGUAACUAUGGGCCGACUAUAUCAGUGCAGAAUGAGGCUAUAAAGCAGGGCUGUCAGCAGGUCCUGUGGCUGUAUGGAGAGCAGGAGGAGAUCACAGAGGUCGGCACUAUGAACCUCUUCAUCUACUGGACGAAUGAGGGAGGAGAGAGAGAGUUGCUGACUCCUCCUCUAGAUGGCAUCAUUCUCCCAGGAGUCACCAGACAGUCUCUGCUGGACCUGGCCAGAGAAUGGGGAGAGUUCAAAGUGACAGAGCGCACAAUGGGCAUGAAGGAGCUGCUCAGUGCUCUGGACUCAGGCAAGAUUACGGAGGUGUUUGGUGCUGGGACGGCCUGUGUCGUCUGUCCUGUCGGCAGCCUGCUCUACAAAGGGAAGACCUACCAAAUUCCUACAAUGCAGAAUGGUCCAGACCUGGCCAAGAGGUUCCACAAAGAGCUGACAGACAUGCAGUAUGGCCGGAAACAGAGUGAAUGGGCACCACUGGUCGUUUAAUUGGCAGUUUGCACAUGCCAAUCAUAUCGCGACCAGUCCCCCGCUCCAUCUUCAAGACCAGCAGCUUCAGCACAACCUUUAAUGCACUCCUUCUGAUAGGCUGGCUGACCGGCAGAGAUGAACAGGUCACGUCUGUUACUCUUGGUGAUUCUGCGGGGACUUGUAAAGGGAUAGGGUUAGUCUGUCAUUCAAAUGUUGCAACUUGCAUGGAAUACCGACAGUUACACAAUACUGUAUAAGUAAUGCUGCGAAACGGCCGCAGCUUCGGUUCAACCAACCUAGUCUUGUCUGUAUUAGGAACAAAGUCUUUUUCCUAUUCAGUCCUUUAUCAUGCUGUAGCACAGGUGACAGAAGAAAUCGUCCUCCAAGCUUUUUAAUAAACACUACAUGAGAUCGUCUAUAGGGUUGUCCAUGCUAUUAGGCACAACUGAUGUAUUGUUGUAAUAGUUUAAAUAUGUAAUACCCACAACUAUUGUAGGGGAUUACUGGUAAGUUAUAUUGCUCAUAUGCAAUAUAGGAUUAACUUUUUACAGGUACUUAAUAGGAACAAUUGAGUCUGUUAGACAUUUUCACUGGAUGACAUCAUAAGGAAUGUGUUGACUGUACUGUUAUUGUUAAGUGACUGUAGGAACACAUCAGAUCAAAACCACAUCACAGGAUUUGUUACUUUCUAAAUGUCACUAUAUAACCUGAGGAAGUACAAUAUGAUUUCAACAACAAAAAGUAUUUUUUGAAUAUAUAUAUAUCUAUCAGGCCAGGAAUACAAAUGGUUAUACAUACCAUAUUGACACCAGAGGUGCUUUUCAACAAUCUCCUAGAAAUGAGUUUACACUGACCUUAGUUUGAUGUGUGUGUCACUGAGCAGAAGAAAGUCAGUCAAGUGAUCGUGUGUGUCUUUCUGGAUUGGACAGAUACCACUAAGAAAGUGAUGUUGAAAAGAUUGAGAUUAAAAUUGACCUCUCUAAGUGAACUCAAGCAUGCACAAAGAGGUUAGCUAUAGCUACAUGAUAUACUUAAGCAAUAAGGCCUGAGUGGGUGAGGUAUAUGGCCAAUAUACCAUGGCUAAGGGCUGUUCAUAUGCGGAGUGCCUGGAUUCAGCCCUUAGUCGUGAUAUAUUGGCCAUAUACCAGAAACCCCCGUGGUGUCUUAUUAAGCAAUAAGGCACGAGGGAGUGUGGUAUAUGGACAAUAUACAUUUUACAUUUUAGUCAUUUAGCAGACGCGCUUAUCCAGAGCGACUUACAGUAGUGAGUAAAUAUUAUAUAUUUUUUUGUACUGGCCCCCCGUGGGAAUCGAACCCACAAUCCUGGCGUUGCACACACCAUGCUGGCGUUGCAAACACCAUGCUCUACCAACUGAGCCACAGGGAAGGCUGAGCAGAAGUAACGGCUAAGGGCUGUUCUUAGGCCUAAGCCGUGGAAUAUGGGCCAUAUACCACAAACCCGAGGUGCCUUAUUGCUAUCAUAAACUGGUUACCAACUUAAAUAGAGCAGUAAAAAUACAUGUUUUGUCAUACCCGUGGUAUACGGUCUGAUAUACCACGUCUGUCAGCCAACCCGUGGUAUACGGUCUGAUUUAUUGCUAUUAUAAACUGGUUACCAAUGUAAUUACAGCAGUAAAACUAGUCAUACGUCUGUUACCACAGCUGUCAGCCAACCAGUUUAUAAUGUAGACUUCAGAGUACGAGAGAGACCACGUUCAAUAGAUGUUAUAGACUGUCUGACUUCUCCACUAGGUUGUGUGUAAUCAUUAUGUAAACUUAAGGUAACAAUGAGUAGUUAUUUUUUGUCUGUGGGUUUUUCUUGUCGAUUGGAACAACCAUCUUCCCAAUUAUUAACUGUAUAUCCAGGUUUAUGUCCUCACCCUGCUGCUUUCCUUUCUAUUCAUGUAUUUGACUCUUUCAUAUCACUUGGUUCUCUCCAUUCCUCCCCAAGUGCCUGACCGGGUGUGUGGACUGUCGUUGUCCUGUGGAUCUAACUUGUUUUUAGUGGUUGCACUAGGCUAUCCUGCUAGAUCUUUGUGUUUUUGUUGUUUGACAUUGUUACUAGAUUUUUUACAAUAAACUCCAUCUGUGUUC
Messenger RNA from Salmo salar (Atlantic salmon), 3405 nucleotides. Lineage: Eukaryota; Metazoa; Chordata; Actinopteri; Salmoniformes; Salmonidae. The record is from RefSeq and is a predicted model, not a curated record.